Nylanderia fulva is the source of this 3061-nucleotide messenger RNA. Lineage: Eukaryota; Metazoa; Arthropoda; Insecta; Hymenoptera; Formicidae. The record is from RefSeq and is a predicted model, not a curated record.
GCGGGUGAUCCCGCACCCUUGCCCGAGGACUUCGCGUUCUCCGUCCACCACGAGUGCGCCUGGGGCUGUCGUGGGGGCUUUUUGCCGGCCCGUUACAACAGCUCGCGCGCCAAGUGCAUCAAGUGCGCGUACUGCGGCCACUUCUUCUUCUCCCCGAACAAGUUCAUCUUCCACUCGCCCCGGAUCGGCCCGUCCGACAAAUACGUCCAGCCCGCCGACGCGGCCAACUUCAACUCGUGGCGCCGUCAACAUGAAGCUCUGUCCGGCACCCAGCCGGACGAGAUAGUCCACGCCUGGGAGGACGUGAAGGCGAUGUUCAACGGCGGCACCAGGAAACGUCUGCUCGGCAACUCGAACGGCAGCCGGGAAUCGCCGAGCCCGGCGAAGCAGCCCAGAUCGUCGCCGAACCGGUCGCCCAGUCCCGCCCUGGUGCCCACCCCGGCGCAUCGUUUGCCGCCGUUCCCGGAACUACCCUUGCCGCUGUCGCGCAGCCUUGUCAUGGACUACGUUUGGCAUCAGCAUCAGCAGGCGGCCGGCGGUGGCCGCGGCCAAGACACCCGGCCCUUUCGCCUUCCGCCCUACGCUCUGCCCUGGUUGACCAAGCGGAGUCCCGUCCUGUUUCCCGGGCCGCUACCGCCUCCCAUAAGCGGCUCCAGCCCCACGGAACCUUUGAUCCCGACCGUCAAUCCAACUUUACAUCAGUCCGCGUUCCGUCCGGUGAUUCGCGGACCGCCCAUCGUCGAGCCGGCGGUGAUCCCGGAACGGCCUUCGGACGUCAGCCAGAAGGAGGAGAACUCCGACGACGAGGUCGACAUCGAGACGACGGAGGACGACCCGGUGACGCCUCUAAACGCGAGCCUUCAGAAUCUUCACUCGGCCUCGAAUUCCGCCAUGAGCAGCCACAGCGGACGGAGUACGUCGCCGCAGUGCUGGAGUCCUCCCCGGGAAACGGAACGGGAGGCUGAAAAGAUCGCCGAAGAAACCGCGGCUCUACGUGAUGUGAAGACGGAAUUGCCGCCGGCGAGAAGUCCCGAGAGCUGGCACGGCAAUGCUUACUAUCGACAUCUCAAUGUUCUCAAGGCGAACGAGCCGGGAGCGGAAAGGGCGGGUUCCGAUUGCUCGGCUUGUCGUCCUACACGCGGUAUAUUUUACGGCCAAGUCCACAGUCCGUCCGCGCCGAGCAAUUAAUCGAGCUGGCUGGCUGGAUUAAUCGACACGCAGGAGCAGCAGUGUAACACGAAAAGAAGGAGGAAGAAGAAGAGAAGAAGGUGACGGAAGAGAUGGAGGACACGUUUAACCCGUUCCGUAAGCUUGCGACACGUCCGUUGCCUUAAAAGCACACUCGAUCUCUUUAUUCUCGAAUUUAAGGACUCGAUGCGCAACAAUGAUCUUUUUUAAAAAUCUGGGCAAAUUAAUUUUAAAGUUGACAAAUUUUAUUAAAUUUAAAAAUUCAUCGGAUUGAAAGAAAUCGAAGCUUCUUUAUCGAUUGAAAAUUAACAAUUAAUUUAAAUUGAAUUUCCAGACACACAUUAAGCUCAAAUUUACUUGAAAUUAGUUUUCCCAAUUUUUUAAGAAAGAUAUACGAUUAAAACAUAUAGUGUUGCACCGAACUCUUUAAUUUCGUAGCUAUAUAUACGUUUUACGCGGUUCAUCGCUAAAACGGGGGCCCCGAUUUUGUAAUUAUAAGGCUCUGAUUUUGCCCAGAAGAUAAAUAUGGACCCGGUAGUAGAAAAUGUUAGGUAAUAUUUCGUCUCACGCGUUUCUUGUGAUAUCGGCAUGAAAGCAGACAUCAAUUUUAUCGCGUCGACAAGUCGACGGCCUCUUGUCACGUCCGGUAAUGGAUCUUUACUGGAAGGAUAACAGCUCGUUUUAGCAGGACGUUUACGCGUCUCGUCCUUUUACGGCAUCGUAAGUAGGCGAACAGAUCGAUCGAAUCGACAAGUUUUGCGAGCACUCGUUGUGAAUAUAGAACGACUCUAAGAUAACGCACGCUAGAGAUCAUUUUAUUGCGUUUCGUAGAUAGAACGGAAAAGGAACUCACUAAUCCGAGGAUUUUCAAGGGUCUUUGUUAAUCUAGUCUCAUAUUAUACGCCGAUUGCUAUAAUUUUCUAGCGAAAUUCGCGGAAAGCUCAGUAUAAUACGCGCCCACAUCUGAAAGACAAAUUUGUUUUUUACAUAGUAUUAUUUGGUAAAAAAAAUCGAUAAUAAAUUUUUAAAAAAAGCAUUUUCAAUACUUUCAAAUUUUUGCCUAAAUCGAGUGUCAUAAAAAAAUCAAUAUAUUGUAUAUUAGAAAUUUCCCAUAAUAAGAUUAUUAGAUAAAUAUUUAAAAAAUAUACAUGAAAAAAAAAUGACAAUUAUUAUUGUCGGAAUCAGAUCAUGAAAUCGCAAUUUUAACUGAUUUGUGAUAUUAAUUUAUUAUAGCAAAUUUCUUGCAUAAAAAUAAUAUUAUUAAGAGAGUUGAUCCGCGGAGAGACUUAAAUGUAGAAAUCAAUUUAACCCAGAAUUUGAAUCACGCGCAUACAAAAAAAAAUGACAAGAUCAGAAACGAACUCGGCGAAUUAUAUUAACAGUAAAAUCUGUUUCUCUGACAAUUUUCGUCGCAAAAUCGCCGAUAAUCGCUCCCGGCAUCGAACAGCACAGUAUAGCUUAGGAUCGAUAGAUUAAACACUUAUCGCGAGGACGAUAUACACAGUGCAAUUAUACUUUGUUGUGUGUAAUCCAUUUAGCAAAUCGAUCGAGAUAAACCGAACUGAUACGAAUAAAAUUUAGAGAAAAGAAAAAAUGGAUUCCUCGCGCGCUUUUAGGCCGCAGCUGUAAGUACCGCCGUUCGUAGAUUAAUAUAUAAUAAAGUGCAUCAUAUUGAACAUAUUGUAGAUGACAGCGUGUGUGAAAAACCCACGAGUGUAAUCCAAAGUUUCAAUAAAAGAUCUUGAUCACUAAAAGAGUCAUGGGAGAGGAUGGAAAGAGGAAAAAAACGCAAUUAACCCUCGAUUUCUGUCCCUCAACCAGUGAGAGUUUGUAAUGUUACGUGACAGAUGUAAUCUUGAUAUGUAAUAUUAUA